CCGAGCUGAUGCCCGGUAGCCGGGUGGGUACGAGCAGCAGCCGGAGAGCGGCACAGAUACGACACGGCUUUCCGCACUUGCAGGUAGUCCAGCUUCGAGGCAAUGUGGAGACCCGGCUGGAGCGCAUCAAGAGUCGGGAGAUCAGCGCCACGGUGCUGUCCAUGGCGGGUCUUCAGAGGCUGGGUUGCGAGGACAUGGCGUCUGCCGUACUGAGUAUGGACGAGAUGCUGCCGGCGGCGUGCCAGGGGGCGGUGGGGGUGGUGUGCCGGGAAGAUGACCCCUGGGUCAUCCAGCAGCUCACCGCCAUCUCCCAUCGAAGUACAUUCCUCGAAGUAUCUGCGGAGAGGGCGUGUCUGACCGCGCUGUUGGGCUCCGAGGAGGCGGGUCGCGCGGGUGAGCACUUCCCCGCCCUGGCCUGGGGCUGCCACGCCAGCCACCACCCCGACAGCGCUACCAUGGACUUGGACUGCUUCGUGUCGGACUUGCAGGGGGAGGGGCUGACCAGGUACACAGAGUACGACAGACUCAUACUAAAUCAAACGGACGCCGAAGAUCUGGGAUCGCUGUACGGCAAUCUCAUGCGGAUGGUCGCUGGUAGUCAGGGCUGGGUGCAAGUCAACUGA
Molecule: messenger RNA, 623 nt
Organism: Volvox carteri f. nagariensis
Lineage: Eukaryota; Viridiplantae; Chlorophyta; Chlorophyceae; Chlamydomonadales; Volvocaceae
Exons: 5
Biological process (GO): heme biosynthetic process
Cellular component (GO): cytoplasm
Molecular function (GO): hydroxymethylbilane synthase activity
Source: RefSeq, a predicted model, not a curated record